GACCCAGACCCCCCCCACCCCGGGGCCAACGCCCCCCACCAGAACCCUUAAAUAGCACCGCUCCGCCAGGCUCGGCCUCGGCGUCUCUCCCUCCAGAACCGUCUCCACAAGUUUCUCCUGCAGCCCAGAACCAAGCCCUAUAACAGACAUGGAGCGCACCUUCAUCGCCGUGAAGCCCGACGGCGUCCAGAGAGGACUCUGCGGAGAAAUCAUGAAGCGCUUCGAGCACCGCGGCUUCAAGCUGGUGGCCGCCAAGUUCGUGCAGGCCUCCGAGGACCACAUGAAGAAGCACUACCUGGACCUGAAGGACAAGCCCUUCUACGCCGGACUCUGCAAAUACAUGUCGGCUGGACCCAUCUUCGCCAUGGUGUGGGAGGGUCAGAACAUGGUGAAACUGGGCCGCAUGAUGCUCGGGGAGACCAACCCGGCCGACUCCAAGCCCGGAACCAUCCGCGGAGAUCUGUGUGUCAACAUCGGCAGGAACAUCGUCCACGGCAGCGACACCCUGGAAAACGCUAAGAUGGAGGUUGAUCUUUGGUUCAAGGCCGAGGAGUUCGUCACCUACACGUCCUGCGAACAGGCCUGGCUGUACGAGUAAAGCCCCGCCCACUCACCCUCUGGCCCCGCCCACAAACCCCUCUGGCCCCGCCCACUCACUCAUAUGCCCCGCCCCCGUGAUCAAUAAAGUGUUGCAUAGACUGCA
Molecule: messenger RNA, 703 nt
Organism: Cololabis saira (Pacific saury)
Lineage: Eukaryota; Metazoa; Chordata; Actinopteri; Beloniformes; Belonidae
Product: nucleoside diphosphate kinase B-like
Exons: 5
Coding region: 149-598 (149 amino acids)
Biological process (GO): CTP biosynthetic process; regulation of apoptotic process; UTP biosynthetic process
Molecular function (GO): nucleoside diphosphate kinase activity
Source: RefSeq, a predicted model, not a curated record